Molecule: messenger RNA, 825 nt
Organism: Cooperia oncophora
Lineage: Eukaryota; Metazoa; Nematoda; Chromadorea; Rhabditida; Trichostrongylidae
Source: the annotation of a GenBank genome assembly
AUGGCGCGGGCAAUACAAAAAGAAAGUGAAAAUGGGCGAAGAACAGUGGCACAGCUCGAAUCGCUGGAUAUUGCAGGAAUCGGAUCCAUCCUCAAGGAGGAAGCAGAUAAGGGCCGGAAGUGCAUCUUUUGGGCAUGGUCAUAUGUACGGUAUCUGAAAUACAUUGCAUUACCGGACGUGCGGGUAUAUUCGGGUACUGAUAGGGACUAUAGCUGGGAUAGCUUCAUGGAGGCGUUUUUGUUGAAGUAUCCCAGACAUAGCUGGUCAUGUAAGGAACUUAAGAUGUUACUCAAGUCCAAAUUAAGUGGUAAAGCUAAAGCUCAAUAUGAAGCAUUGCCCCGUGAGGUAAGACAUGGUUCAUUUGAAGGGAUUAUGGCAGCCUUGUCUAGGGCCAAUAAAGAAGACGAUCAAACGAAGAAGGUAUUGGCGCUCGGUAAACUGAGGCGUCUUAAGAAAUUAGAAACUCAAACAAUAGCGGAGUACUGCGUAGAGCUGGAGAGAUUGUCGGCCAAAGCAUACCCUGAACUGGAUGAGGUAACCUUGUCGACGGUUAGAGCGCACCAGUUGUAUGAACAGGUAGUCCAUUGGCCGGAGUCCUACUACUUCAUGGAAGCCAUGGAGAAGGACGGGGGUACUGCGUAUGCAAGCUUGAAGCAAGCGGCAAUGCGCGUAGAAAGAAGAAGGCUGACGCUAGAAAAUGUGAAGGAGCAGCAUGGCAGAAGGCCUGCAGUAAGGCAAGAUGAGGUCAGGAGCCAGCGAUUCGGCAGAGCGGAAACCUUGGGAACCAUGCAUGAAGCUAGGAAGGAGAAUGCAGCAAAGGAAUGA